CGUCUCCCAAGAAACUUCGCCUAGAAGGCAAAAGAAGCCAAGAACGCGGAGAGACCAAGGGGGACACGCGCUCACAGGGUCAUUAAAGACGAAAACCACCUCGAACAUCGACGGCAAUGAAGGCCAAAUCCCCGCCUCAUCUCCGAAACUCUCCGCUCGUCGUCCUCUUCCUCGCAGCAGUAGCAGCAGCCUCCCUCGUUGAGAUCGCCAUGGCGGCCGAGCCCGAGCAGGCACCCGCGGCGCCGGUGGCGGCCGUGCACAUCGUCUACGUGGACCGCCCCGAGAGCGCCGACGCCGAGGAGUUCCACAUCCGCACCCUCGCCCCCGUCCUCGGCAGCGAGGAGAAGGCGAAGGACGCGGUCCUCUACCACUACAAGCACGCUGCCAGUGGCUUCUCUGCCAAGCUCACCCCCGAGCAGGUCGAGGACCUCAAGAAGCAACCAGGUGUUCUUCAGGUUGUCGCGAGCCAGACUUACCAGCUCCAUGGAACUGGUGGUGGACAUGCCGGCGCAACGCAUAGCAUUGGACUUAUGUGAAGCCUGACUGCCUGAGUAGGCUUUUGUUCUAGUAUGAAGAAUGGUGUGAUGGAUGCAUCUCAUGGCUGUAUUGUAAAAAUAAGAGAUGUAUCCACAAGUAUUUCUAAUGGAUACAUUUUAAAUGAAGUGUGUAAAGAACAUGCAUAAUGCGUAUGAGUUUGAUACAGUUAUGAUUGCAAAUAAAUCAGCUUAUUUGAUACAA
Messenger RNA from Brachypodium distachyon (stiff brome), 738 nucleotides. Its product is annotated as subtilisin-like protease SBT3.17. Bases 117 to 536 code for a protein of 139 amino acids. Lineage: Eukaryota; Viridiplantae; Streptophyta; Magnoliopsida; Poales; Poaceae. The transcript is spliced from 3 exons. The record is from RefSeq and is a predicted model, not a curated record.